AUGUAUCUCAGUGAUUGGGGAAAAUUGGAAGAACGAGAAAAGUCAUAUAAAAAUAAAUCUAAAAAUAAAGAUAUUAAAAUCGAUAUUUUGCACGAUAUUUGGUCGAAAUGGGCAAGUUUUGCAAAAUGUCGAUGUGAAUCUGUAAAUUGGAAGAUUAAGAAUCCUGCUGGAGUAUCUUUAUGUUACCAAAUUUCUUGGUUAGAUAAAACUCGAGGAGAUUUUGUUGGUGAAUUCAUUAUUUUUAGAGAUAAAAAAUUGAACACAUUAAAAAAUUCUACAUUUAAUAAAUUAAUGUAUAAAAUGCCUUAUUUAGUCAAAACUAUAAAAACUUCUCAAUGGAAGAAUCAAGAAAAAUUAGACAAUUCUAGUUCAAUUGAAAAUAUUUAUAUUUAUAGUAAAAUUCCAAAUUAUAAAUCGAUGGGUAAUGUUGACAUGACUAACAUGACUAGUCCUUCGCAAUAUAUGGUCGAUGUUGGAAAAAAUAUUUUUUCUCUCGUCAAAGAUAAUGAUGCUAAAAUCUUAUCGAUCCCUAACUUUUUAAUGAGUGAACUUGAACCAAAUUAUUCUGAUUCUGAAGUAUCUUCUGAGCUUACAAACACAUUUUCU
Dentiscutata erythropus is the source of this 606-nucleotide messenger RNA. Lineage: Eukaryota; Fungi; Glomeromycota; Glomeromycetes; Diversisporales; Gigasporaceae. The record is from the annotation of a GenBank genome assembly.